Babesia ovata is the source of this 2493-nucleotide messenger RNA. Its product is annotated as ribonucleoside-diphosphate reductase large subunit. The coding region runs from base 1 to 2493 and encodes 830 amino acids. The record is from RefSeq and is a predicted model, not a curated record. Gene Ontology annotation, molecular function: ATP binding; ribonucleoside-diphosphate reductase activity, thioredoxin disulfide as acceptor. NCBI's taxonomy places the organism in Eukaryota, Apicomplexa, Aconoidasida, Piroplasmida, Babesiidae. The transcript has a single exon. Gene Ontology annotation, cellular component: ribonucleoside-diphosphate reductase complex. Gene Ontology annotation, biological process: DNA replication; deoxyribonucleotide biosynthetic process.
AUGCAACAAACGGAGUCGGGUGUGGCCUCUUCGGAGGCCGACGUCGCUCUUAAGGCGAUGUACGUCAUCAACCGUAGAGGUGAAAGGGAAGAGGUGCAAUUCGACCGCAUUCUGAAUCGCAUUCGGAAGCUGUCAUUCGGUCUCCACAGCCUCGUCGACGCUCCGCGGGUCACACAAACCGUCAUCAAUGGGAUGUAUUCAGGAAUCCGCACUUCCCAGCUCGACGAACUUGCGGCGCAAACGUGUGCGUACAUGGCCGCAAUGCAUCCUGACUAUUCUAAGCUGGCAGCACGCAUCGUUGUCGACAACCUCCACAAGAACACCAAGGAUGACUACGGUGAGGUGGUUACCGCCCUGUUCAAGUACAAGUACAUAUACGACAGCAAUGCAUCUCUGAUCAGCGAGGAAGUCUACAACUUCAUUAUGGAGAACAUCGAUCGCAUCAACGCCGAAAUCGACUACACACGGGACUUCCAAUAUGACUACUUCGGUCUGAAGACUUUGGAACGAUCGUACCUUCUUCGCAUAGACGACAAAAUUGUGGAACGCCCACAACACAUGCUCAUGCGUGUUGCGGCGGGUAUACACUGUGGCGAUCUUGAACGCACCAUCCAGACAUAUCACUUGAUGAGCCAGAAAUAUUUCACACACGCAACUCCGACGCUGUUCUUUUCGGGAACGCAAAGGCCACAGAUGUCUAGUUGCUUCUUGCUUGACAUGAAGGAUGAUUCUCUCGCUGGAAUAUUCGACACGUUGACACAAUGUGCCUUCAUAAGCAAGUGCGCUGGUGGAAUCGGUCUGUCGUGCCACAAAAUCAGGGCUAGCGGUGCUUACAUUCGCGGCACAAACGGCAAGAGCAACGGUAUCGUGCCCAUGUUGCGUAUUUUUAAUGCAACUGCGCGUUACGUAGACCAGGGUGGCGGGAAGCGUAAGGGUUCCUUUGCCAUUUACCUGGAGCCGUGGCACGCUGAUAUUAUGGACUUUUUGGAUUUGCGUAAGAAUCACGGAGCAGAGGACACCCGAGCGCGCGACUUGUUUUACGCGCUCUGGAUUCCUGACCUAUUCAUGAAGCGUGUGGAGGCCAACGGCGAUUGGACCUUGAUGUGCCCAGAUGAGUGCCGUGGUCUUUACGAGGUUUGGGGAGACGAGUUUGAGGCGCUCUACACGAAGUAUGAAAAGGCCGGUAUGGGUCGUAAGACCAUCCCUGCCCAGACGCUCUGGUUUGCCAUACUACAGAGUCAAAUCGAAACAGGGACUCCGUUUAUGCUUUACAAAGAUGCUUGUAACGCCAAGUCGAACCAGCAGAAUCUCGGGACUAUCAAGUCUUCCAAUCUCUGCUGUGAAAUUGUGCAGUACACGUCACCGGAGGAGGUUGCUGUCUGCAAUCUGGCUUCAAUUGCGCUGCCUAUGUAUGUGAACAAAGAAACGAAGACUUAUGACUUUAAGAAACUAUACGAGGUCUCCCGUGUAAUCACGUACAACCUCAACAAGGUCAUUGACAGGAACUACUACCCAGUACCAGAGGCGAAGGUGUCCAACCAUCGCCACCGACCCAUCGGUGUUGGUGUGCAGGGUCUGGCUGAUACGUUCAUGCUCAUGAGGUACCCAUUCGAAUCUGAGGAGGCCAAAGAGUUGAACCGCCGCAUUUUUGAAACGAUAUACUACGGUUGUCUGGAUGAAUCCAUAUCACUGGCGGAGCGCGAUGGUCCAUAUGAGACGUACCAUGGCUCUCCAGCAUCGCAGGGCAAGCUCCAGUUCGACCUCUGGGGUGCAACUGUGGAUAACAAGUUGUGGGAUUGGGACGAUCUUAAGCGUCGUAUGGCUAAACACGGAUUGCGCAAUUCGCUAUUCCUCGCACCUAUGCCAACUGCGUCGACGUCACAGAUCCUUGGAAACAACGAAUCUUUUGAGCCAUACACCAGUAACAUCUACUAUCGUCGGGUGCUUAGCGGCGAAUUCUUCGUGGUUAACCCCCACCUGCUGCGCGAUCUAGUGGAUCUGGGACUUUGGGAUGAAAACAUGAAGCAGAAACUCAUCGCCUAUAAUGGUUCCCUGAGACACAUCGAGGGCAUACCGCAACACAUCAAAGACCUGUACAAAACAGUUUGGGAGAUCAAGCAGAAGAACAUUAUCGACAUGGCGGCGGACCGUGGCAUAUUCAUCGACCAGUCGCAGUCGCUUAAUAUCUACAUCGAGCAGCCGACAUUUGGCAAGCUCACCAGUAUGCACUUCUACGGGUGGAAGAAAGGAUUGAAGACGGGUGUUUACUACCUGCGCACGCAGCCGGCUACUGAUGCCAUUAAGUUCACUGUUGACACCAAUCUGAGCCAAAUGGCCAAGGCUGCCAACCAGGGCCCGCGGCCCAAAAUGGCAGAGGUGCUUUCUACAACUGACGGAUCGGCGGUGUCCGUUGAUGAAAUUGCUGGAUUCCCGGUAUGCAGAUUGCGCACCGACCCCAACUCCAACGAGCCAUGCACUAUGUGCUCUGGUUAA